Drosophila hydei is the source of this 2488-nucleotide messenger RNA. RefSeq lists its product as uncharacterized. The record is from RefSeq and is a predicted model, not a curated record. The coding region runs from base 175 to 2361 and encodes 728 amino acids. The transcript has 9 exons. Gene Ontology annotation, molecular function: calcium ion binding. Lineage: Eukaryota; Metazoa; Arthropoda; Insecta; Diptera; Drosophilidae.
ACACACAAGGCCACAACAGCACACAAUGUCAAUUGUGUAAUCUAAACGAUUUAAGGGAGAGCUUUGAUUUUACUGUGCCAGGCAGAUGUUUUUAUUAUUUACAAUUUGUAUUAAGUUACUAUUUCAAAUAAAAUAAAACAAAAUAAAAAAGGAGUUAAUAAAUUGCCCAUCAGCAUGCACACAACCAAGAUUAAGGACGGCGAUGAACGGGAGGAUAUAGAGCUGAACCAAAUCUGGCGCGCUUGUCGUAAAAUUCAAGGCGCCAUUUUCCGUUAUAACUUCGACAUCUGUGCGGACUUAAAGCAACACGAUCCCGACUGCACGGGCUAUGUGUCGGAGUCUAUAUUCACAUCGGUGCUGGGCAAGUACCGCAAGGUGGUCGGCUUAUCAGAGUUUGAGCUGAAAGAUGUCACCGAUUACUUUCAAAUACGCGAUGGACGCGUCGCCUAUCGCCAGUUCUGCAAGACGGUCUGCUCAGAAGUUCUGAACAAGACUGCCGAUAAGGAACUGGCUACUGGCCUGGAGUGGAAUGAUCCCUGGCACUUGAAUGUUAUAGUUCAGCCGGAAGAACGUCGCAGGCUGUGCUUGAUAUUGUUUAAAAUAGCCAAAGAAACGCACUUGCCAUUGAUGCCCUACUUUCAGGACUAUGAAUUGGUAUCCCAACAUGUGGGCGUUGUGACCGUCUCGCACUUCUCACGCGUCCUCCAUUUUAUGAAGAUACCAUUAUCGGAGGCCGAUUUCUUGCUCUUGCUCAAGCGCUACAUGAAGGACGGCUAUUUGGUCAACUAUGUGGCCUUUCUCAAGCACAUUGACAAUAUCAUUGACUACUUGCGCCAGCACAAUCUGCUGGAUGGCUCGGGAGAUCUGAUUGAAAAUUUUCCCGGACGCCUGGUCGAUCUAGAACUGUCGCAAUUGCCAGCGAUCAAUGGCUGUCAAAUGAUACAUCCCAUAUUUCCGGAUGCGUGCAAUCACCCGAAGAAGAAUCGCGGUGAAUGCGACAUUGUCUUCUGCAUACAGAACUACAUAUAUAAGAAUCGUAUACGCACCUGUGAGUUCCUGGAGAAGUUCGAUACGCUGCAGGUGGGCAGCAUCACCAAGAAUCAGUUCGAGCGCGGUCUCUCGUGCAUGGGUGUGGGCAAAUAUUUGUCGCGACGUGAACUGGACUUGGUGAUGGAACGCUACUUGGAUCCGGUGGACACAAACCGCAUACGCUGGCGCAAUUUUGUUGAUGAGAUCGAUACGGUGUUUACCAUGAAGAAUCUGGACAAGAUGCCGCAAUGUGUGGUUGAGUCACCGUUGCUUCACAUCAAGGAGAUGCCACGGCCUGGUACCCUGGACUGGCAGGCGGCACCAAUUGACGUGCGAGAGCUGUGCGAGGAUGCCAUAUCCAAAAUCCGACUACGCAUACGUAAUCGUCGCCUUUACCUGCAUCCGUUCUUCCGCAACUAUGACAAACUAUUUAGUGGUCAUGUGAACUGCCACCAGGCCAAUCAAAUCUUUCGCAUUAAUGGCAUAUUGCUAUCAAAUGCCGAACUGGAUGCUGUGCUGCAUCGCUAUGGCAAUGAGCUGGGCUUUUACUAUACCAAAUUCUUGGAGGAUGUCGAUCCGGCUGAGUAUGCCAUGCCCACCAUGGCUGCCAAACAGGAUCUGCAAGAAUGCCCGCCAUUCCCACGCGACAGCAAGGCGCCCGAACAGCCCAGCGAAGAGGUCAUCACGCGCAUCCUGACCAGCGCCAAGCGACAGGCUCUAACCAAGGGUGCUUCGGUCUUUGACUUUCUGUCGGACUACGAUCGUCAUCGCGAGGGUGAGAUAUUGGAGAGCGACUUUAAGCGCGCCCUGGACAAUGCUUUGGUCAUACUCAGCGAGGAAGAUGCCAACAUUUUGUGCAAUGUCUUCCGUUCGCCGUCUCGAAGGGCCUGCAUCUUGUAUCGUGACUUCUGCAAGGCUUUGGAUGAGAUCUUUAUACAAUACGAUACGAAUAUGGGUGACAAGCUGGUCACUGCUGUGCCGCUGCUGCACUUGCCAAACCUGGACUGUUUCGAUUGUUUCCUCAACUUUGAUGAGCGCACCUCUUGCUCACAGGCACUGAUGAAGCUCGCCCGCCGCCCGGAUGAGAUCUCCAAUCUCAGCCAGGUGUUCAAGGACUUCGAUCGCCAGAGCUGCGGUUCGGUUACCCAGAACCAAUUCCUGCGCGCCAUCACCUUACGUGAAAUGCACAAUAUGCUCAGCAGUCGCGAGUUCGAGUCGAUUGUGAAGUGUUUUGCCGUGAAGCGCGGAGUCUGCUUGGAGUUCAACUAUCGCGAGUUCCUUAAGAUCUUGGAAGUGCUCCAUGCUACGGGCCAGGUUAAGCGUAAUUACUAAUAAAUUCUCUGUGUACUUUUGAGGUUUUCCAAAGUUUUCGUAUCCGUGUUACCGCCCCGCGUCUUUCAGCAUCGAAAUCUCACUUUGAGCGUGUUUUCAUACUUAAAUAAAAACUUGUUUAUUUAAU